Xenopus laevis (African clawed frog) is the source of this 2213-nucleotide messenger RNA. RefSeq names its product dickkopf WNT signaling pathway inhibitor 2 L homeolog (gene dkk2.L). Gene Ontology annotation, biological process: negative regulation of Wnt signaling pathway; negative regulation of canonical Wnt signaling pathway. The record is from RefSeq and is marked provisional. NCBI's taxonomy places the organism in Eukaryota, Metazoa, Chordata, Amphibia, Anura, Pipidae. Gene Ontology annotation, molecular function: receptor antagonist activity; co-receptor binding. Gene Ontology annotation, cellular component: extracellular region.
AAAGGGGGAAGCCAAGAAGAGGCAGCAGAAACACAUGGAGUGUGUGAGCUCUCAGCUGCUUGCAAGGCAAAGCAGGGGCAUGCUGUGGGCAUUUCCACCACCUUCCAGGGCAGCUCUUCCUCACUGAAUGGAAACACUCACCUGGCUCCCUCUACAAAGGCACCUUGGCUGCUGGGCACACUUUACUAAAACUGACUUUUAAGUGGAGAGGGCUAAAUUGCCUGGGCUGGUAUUAUUCCACCAUCUAUUUCACUGAGCAAAUAGAUGUAUCACACUUAGUUAAAUCUGCAACUUGGAUAUGUUUAAACUGUACACCUUGAAGGAGCUAAGAAGGUUGACUUGCUUAUGGACUUCUGAUCCUGCUUGUUUCAUUCAUCUCUUCUCUCCAUGGUCCUCAAUCUUCUAAUUAAAGGCAGAGAGCAAUAACUUAAGUUGGACAGCUUUUAGGCACCAGGGCAUCUGUUGUGGGCUGUGAGAGCUGCCAGUUAGAUCUGCUCUUAACUAUUCCCGAGUGCUGAGAUGAACAUGGUUUUGCUGGGGAUGAAUGGGGAGUGCUGUUGCCUGCUACCUUUACUGGCGGCGGUGCUGAUGGUGGAAAGUUCCCAGUUAGAUGUAACCAGCUCAAAGGUUAAUGCCAUCAAGUCGGUUCUGCUGGUGCAGACUCCCACUGCAGCCACCAACAAGUCUGCAAGUAUUCAUCCUGGAGUUUCACACAAGAAAGGGAAAAGCAAUGGGCAGACAUACCCUUGCAUAAGUGAUAAGGAGUGUGAAGUUGGAAGGUACUGUUACAGUCCUCACCAGGCACCAUCUUCCUGUAUGUUAUGCAGAAGGAAGAAGAAACGAUGCCAUAGAGAUGGCAUGUGUUGUCCUGGCAAUCGAUGCAACAAUGGCAUUUGCAUUCCUGUUGCAGAAACCAUCUUGAGUCCUCAUAUCCCAGCACUUGAGACCCGCCCCAAAAAAAAUGGACCCAUCUCUAACAAGGAUCUUGGAUGGCAAAAUCUUGGGAAACAUCACUCAAAGAUUCCCCAUAUAAAAGGACAUGAAGGAGACCCUUGUCUUCGUUCAACUGACUGCAUUGAAGGUUUCUGCUGUGCUCGACACUUCUGGACAAAAAUCUGUAAACCAGUUUUGCACCAAGGGGAAGUAUGCACCAAACUGAGAAAGAAAGGAUCUCACGGCCUGGAGAUUUUUCAAAGAUGUGACUGUGCAAAAGGGCUAUCUUGCAAAGUAUGGAAAGAUGCCACCUACUCUUCAAAGUCAAGACUUCACAUUUGCCAGAAAAUAUGACAGCUUGUUCAGAGACUGUUGAUAUGACAAGACUAGAAGGUUGCAGAAUUGGUACAGAUAAGACUGGCCCAAAAGGACAUUGGUACUGAACAUAAACACUGAACUGAAAGUCAAUACGUUUGAACUGGAGUAUUUAGGGCUCGUUUGUGUAAAUAAAACUGUUUGUGAGAAAGGCUAUUCAUAAAAAAAGUUACAUUUAAUAUUUUAACAGUGCAUGCCCACUGAUUUUGCAAAAAUGUAUGAGCUUUAAUAAUGUAGAAAUAAUCUAUGUUUUAGCAUUUUCUCUAAAUGCUUGAAAAGCACACACAAUACCUAUUCACUUACUAGCUAACACAGGUACGCUGUUCAUGGGGUGAGAAAACAAGCGUACAGUACGCCUCAGAUUAGGGUGUGCUUUUUCUCAAAUGCUCUUAUGGAUGUGAAUGUGUGACACAUUCAAAUGCAGCAAUAUCAUGUAAAUGGGUGGAGCAAAUACACCUAAAACAACCCUUUGAAACAGAAUACAAUUUCCGCUGUACCUUGAUCUUACAUUCCUGGAUAAAAAAUGUUCCUGCACUAUACACUUUAUUUAUAGGCUAAAAUAACACAAACCCCAUUUCAUUUUCCUUUAGGUUUGUAUUUCUCCUUAAUUUACUAUAUAUUUACUUUUGCCCCAAUAGAAUGUAAAAUCAAGGCUUGAAUGUGCAGAAUAAUUUACCACAGUUACAACAUAUUAAUAUAUCAGUCAGAUAUGUCCAUCAAUAAAAUCUUGUAAUACAGAAUUAUGGAGAGGAGCACAACUCUACUAUCUUUCCCUGCUUUCCCUAUACAGUAUACAAUACUUCAUACCAUUAAACAGAAAAAAGAACAAAGCUUAACAUUUUAUGUUUGUUAUAUGUUUUUGUCCUAGUUUUGCAAUAAAUCUAAUUCAUAUUUGUAAAAUAAAA